AUGUCGACUCCCAACUCGUACGCGAGCCAUCUCGGCACCAUGCCAGAUGAGUUCGACAUCAUCGUAUGCGGUGGUGGAAGUUGCGGAUGUGUUGUUGCAGGCCGCUUGGCCAACCUCGACCAUAACCUCAAGGUUCUCUUGAUCGAGGCCGGAGAGAGCAACCUCAACAACCCCUGGGUGUUCCGUCCUGGAAUCUACCCCCGUAACAUGAAGCUCGACUCCAAGACAGCUUCAUUCUACAAGUCUCGUCCUAGCAAGUGGCUUGGAGGACGUGCUGCCACUGUGCCAUGUGCUCAUAUCCUCGGUGGCGGCUCCUCAAUCAACUUUAUGAUGUACACUCGUGCCAGUGCUUCUGACUACGACGACUUCCAAGCCAAGGGAUGGACGACUGAUGAGCUCCUUCCUCUCAUGAGAAAGCACGAGACUUACCAGCGCCACUCGGUAAAUCCAGAUAUCCACGGUCACGAGGGACCCAUUAAAGUUUCCUUCGGUAACUACACCUACCCGGUCAAGGAUGACUUCCUCCGUGCCGCCGAGUCCCAAGGCAUCCCCUUUGUCGAUGACCUCCAAGACCUCAGUACCGGCCACGGCGCAGAGCACUGGCUCAAAUGGAUCAACAGAGACACAGGCCGUCGAAGCGACUCGGCGCACGCUUACGUACACUCCACGCGCGCCAAGCACAACAACCUGUAUCUCAUGUGCAACACCAAGGUCGACAAGAUCAUCAUGGAGAACGGCAGAGCCGUCGCAGUCCAGACUGUGCCUACCAAGCCGCUGCACCCGAACCAGCUCCAGACGAGGACCUUCCGCGCUAGUAAGCAGAUUGUCGUUAGCGGCGGUACACUCUCGUCGCCUCUGAUCCUGCAGCGAUCUGGUAUCGGUGACCCCGAGAAGCUUCGUGCUGCGGGCGUUAAGCCCAUAGUUGACUUGGCUGGAGUCGGGGCCAAUUUUCAAGACCACUACUUGACAUUUUCUGUAUACAGGGCUAAGCCUGAGACUGAGAGUUUCGAUGACUUUGUUCGAGGAGAUCCCGAAGUUCAAAAGAAAGUAUUCGAUGAGUGGGCCCUGAAAGGAACAGGUCCGCUUGCCACGAAUGGCAUUGACGCAGGUGUCAAGAUCCGCCCAACGGAGGAGGAAUUGAAAGAAUUCGAGAGGUGGCCCACUCCUCACUUCACCGAGGGUUGGAAGUCGUACUUCAAGAACAAGCCUGACAAGCCUGUCAUGCAUUACUCUGUGAUUGCUGGCUUCUUCGGCGACCACAUGCUGAUGCCUCCUGGAAAGUUCUUUUCCAUGUUCCACUUCCUCGAGUAUCCUUUCUCUCGUGGCUUCACUCACAUCAAGAGUGCUGACCCAUACGACACUCCUGACUUUGAUGCCGGUUUCAUGAACGAUGAGCGAGACAUGGUUCCCAUGGUCUGGGGCUACAUCAAGUCCCGCGAGACUGCUCGUCGCAUGGAUGCAUACGCAGGCGAGGUCGAGAAUAUGCACCCCUUCUUUGACUAUGAUAGUCCCGCUCGAGCUCACGAUAUGGAUCUCGAGACUACCAAGUCCUAUGCUCUCCCAGGCAAUCUCACCGCUGGUAUUGGCCACGGAAGCUGGUCUUCACCUCUCCCCGAGGCAGACCGCAAGCCCACUGCCAACAUUCUAAACUCCAACAAGGCCCAUAUCCGCGAGGAGCUCAAGUACAGCGAUCAAGACAUUAAAGCCGUCGAAGAAUGGGUCAAGCGCCACACCGAGUCAACCUGGCACUGCCUCGGAACAUGCUCCAUGGCACCCAGGGAGGGCAACAGCAUCGUCAAGCAUGGAGUACUCGACGAGCGCUUGAAUGUGCACGGUGUGAAGGGCCUCAAGGUGGCCGAUCUGUCCAUCUGCCCCGAUAAUGUCGGCUGCAACACCUAUUCCACCGCUCUUCUCAUCGGCGAGAAGGCUGCUAUGCUUGUUGCCGAGGACCUUGGCUACUCUGGAGAGGCACUUGAUAUGAAGGUUCCUACGUACCGGGCACCUGGUGAAUUUGAGGUUCGACAUCGUCUGUAA
Molecule: messenger RNA, 2034 nt
Organism: Fusarium sp. VM40
Lineage: Eukaryota; Fungi; Ascomycota; Sordariomycetes; Hypocreales; Nectriaceae
Source: the annotation of a GenBank genome assembly